CUGAAUGUGGCUGCUGAGGUAGUGGUGCCCUUUUUUUUUUUUUACACCGAUGUCCAUCGCGCGCAACCAUUUUACUUCAUGAUAAAACGAUCGAACGUCAGCGUUGGUGUACCACUCUCCUCGUAGCAGAGUUUAGCUUUCAACAAAGCUACGAACAAGGUUUUUGGGAAAGGGAAGAAGUUGAAGAAGAUAAAGUGCGAGAUAUCAACGAUCGAGUACAUUAUUCGAUCUUUGGUGAAAUGUGGGGAAGAGCAAGUAUGGCAGCCGUAAUGGUGCUGCUUUUAGCAGCGCAUAUCUGCACGCUGAACGUAGUAUACGCCGAAGGAAGCAUCACGGAAACUGGUUCGAGCGACCCGGACGCGGAAAGUAUUUUGGAGCGUGCAACUGCAUGGUUAUGGAGUCAGCGUGACAAAGAUGCGGGCUGGGGGAACGAUACACACCGAGUUCUCCUGGUUCUUCGAAUGAGCAAUCUGUCGCGGGAGGAUAACGUUGCCCCCGUGGCUCCUCUCGAAUUGCAGCUCAGCAGCAAGCAAAUGGAGCUCGAAAUCGUUUUGUUAUUGUGGAGGCACAGAGAAAUUGGUUUCUCCCCGGUUCGAUUAGCCCGCUAUACGCUUGCCUUGAACGCGAUGUGCACGGAUCCGAGGCAGUUUCACGGUCACGAUUUGAUCGGGACCCUUCAACAUCACGAACCGCCCACAGAUUACGAGUUCGCCCUUACAACUUUAGCCGCGUGCAACGCAGAGGCUCAUGUACGAAAGCGACAGAUACGUCGAUUGCUGGACAUUGCGAACGCCGCUCAAGAUCACAACGUCGAUACCGUUGCAAUGGUAAUCCUAGCGUUGAAGUGCAUCGUUCAGGAUCACAGACACCGAAAUCUCCAUCAUUACGUGCGAAAACCGUCGAUCGGUUUGGCGCAGCAGCAAAGAUUGGACGGUAGCUUCGGAGAUGUUCGAACGACCGCGUUGGUGAUGCAAGCACUCGAGGAAGCGGAAAACGAGCCGGCUGACAAUUGGAACAGAUCCGCCGCUUUGUCUUGGUUAACCAGCCAGCAACGUGUCGACGGUUCUUUCGCCGGUGACGUCCGAGUAACCGCCGAAGCUCUCCUCGGCGUAGCGCCUCGUGGCUUGGCUAGCAUUAGAACACUGAAAUGCGGACAAGGACUCGACGAGACAUCACCGCCAAGAUUCACCACGAACGGUAGUAACGAACCGGCGACAAUUUCGGGUAAUCGUAACGAAAGCGUACCAACGCCACUGGUCACUUCUGGGAGCAGCAGCAGCAGCAGCAGCAGUAGCAGCAACAGCAGCAACAACAACACGAACAAGGUCUCGAUAGGGAAUAGCGGAACUACCAGCAAUGGGAACAGUGGAAAUAACGGUAUCGCCGGAAACAAUGCAGGAGGGAACAUGGUGAACGUAACCAGUACCGAUAGCAUGGUGAUGGUGGUUAGCGUCGCAGCGCCAGUUAUGGUGAACGUUUCUUAUACUCUAUGGGUUGGCAGCAACGUGAACGAGACGUACAGUUUGAUAGUGACUGCCCCGAAAAAUGAAACGUUUUACGAAGUGAUGCUUCUGGCCGCAGAAAUGUCGCCGCACUUUCAGUUCGUUGCGUCCGAAUGGCCGAACGGGCAUUACGUUCACACGAUAGCUGGUUACAAAGAGGAACCGAUGUCUUAUCAUUACUGGUUACUGUAUCGGCUUACCUCGACGCCAGAUUCGUCCUCGCCACCGGGUAAUCAACUGGUUGCUCCCGGCGGGGUCGAUGAUCUUCAGAUCAGCGAAGGAGAACAUUAUCUUUUUUGGUAUAAGAAACUAUGAGAAGCAACGAAACGUCGACGUUCAGUCGAAACGACGAAUGAGAAGAAGAAGAAGAGGAAGAAGAAGAAGAAACAGAGGGAGAAGGGAAAGGAUGGAAAUUACGGGAAAGAACGCGGAACACGGGAAGGCGAGAGCAAAAAGUAAUAAUUCCUAGUUACUCGAAAAAAAAAAGAAAAAAAAACGAGAGCUCACUACUCUAUUCACUGCCAUCGCUAAAAACGCGCGUACGUCGCAACGUACCGCGACAUUUUCCUCGGAACAUUUUCAUACGGUGCACUCGUGUGGCAAGUUCUCAGGAAGGUGCCGAAUAAGUAGAGCUGGCAGUGACAAUUUUUGAACGUCUGCUCUAGCCGAGGCGAUUCAGCAAACAACGAUAUAUUCGGUAAAAAAGAGAAAAGAACAAAAAAAAA
This is a messenger RNA of Habropoda laboriosa, 2227 nucleotides long. RefSeq lists its product as uncharacterized. NCBI's taxonomy places the organism in Eukaryota, Metazoa, Arthropoda, Insecta, Hymenoptera, Apidae. Gene Ontology annotation, molecular function: cobalamin binding. The coding region runs from base 240 to 1817 and encodes 525 amino acids. The transcript has 7 exons. The record is from RefSeq and is a predicted model, not a curated record. Gene Ontology annotation, biological process: cobalamin transport.